This is a messenger RNA of Nematocida minor, 1029 nucleotides long. RefSeq lists its product as uncharacterized. NCBI's taxonomy places the organism in Eukaryota, Fungi, Microsporidia. The record is from RefSeq and is a predicted model, not a curated record. The coding region runs from base 1 to 1029 and encodes 342 amino acids. The transcript has a single exon.
AUGCUUGAUCAUGAUGCAUACGGUGCACAGAGACAGAGCAUACUGACUUCAGCCAAGAUAGAAGAGCUUGAAGGCUCCACAACACUUUCUAAGAAAUACUUGCUGUUCAACGUAUUUGUCAUCGUUCCUCUCGUGAUGUACAUCGUCUUUCUUAUUCUGUCUCAGAUGAAAAAGAAAAGAUCCAGCCCUGACUCGCAAGAAUCAGAGAAAGGCUCUUUGCCGCGCGAGGAAGAGCCUUCUGAGGGCCAGCCUGAAGUUCUAUCCACUGGAGACAUUUCCACUUUUACUCUGCGCCGAUCUAAAAGCGUAGAUAACUCUGUGGCCACCAGCACAACCCAAAUGGCUGGAUUUGAUGGCGCUGAUGCAGGACUAGCAAACAAUUGGUAUCCCAUCACUGCUCCUGACCAAAUGACUGGAUUUGAUGGCGCUGAUGCGGGCAUAGCAAAUAGCUGGUAUCCCUCUGCCACCACAGGCAUAGACAAAAUGGUUGGAUUCGAUGGCAAUGAUUCUGUUCUGAGAAAUAGCUGGUAUCCUGCCACCACUGCAACUCUGGACCAAAUGCUUGGAUUUGAUGGUGCGGAUUCUGUGCUAAAUACGAAGUGGUACUCAUCUACUGCCACUGUUUCUGAGGAAAUAAUUGACUCUACGGUUGAUGAGCCCACUGUGCUGCCUUCUCUGGGAUCUUUUGCCUCUAUUGACACUGUUUCUACCCCCAUUACCACCAGCAACUCUAAUGUGACUUCUUCUGCUACCACUCCGGAUCAAAUAACCAGCUUUGAUGAGUACAAUCCUCUUUUUGUGGAAAAGUACAAACAAUUUAACGGCUUUGCAGACUGUGUAGCACGAGACGAUAAAAACAAAAGCAUUAAUUAUGGAGAAGAAGGCAUUAAAUGCCAUCCAUCCGUAGGAUGCAACGAUGCUUACUCUGGAAAUCUAGCAAGCCCCUCAGAGUACUCUAAGCCAAUUUUAGGCGAGAGAGCUACCUCCAGAGUUUUCUCCUGCGAUGACAGCGAUGUAGGAAUGUUUUGA